AUGCAACCAACUAGAGAAUGUGAGGAUAUCGGACCAUAUAUACACCUAGAUACCCAGUCCGUCAAUAAAGCCAGUCAUCGAUUCGUUCCAUCUGUCAUGUUUGCCGUGAAUUUCACCAGGCCAGACUUUAACUGGGACCUCAGGCCGAAGUUACCGGGACUACCGGAUCGGGAGGAGUUAAUGGAGCACAGCGAUUUAUGCAUCUUCCAAAGGAGAAUGCCCUCUGUGGCUAUAUUUGUACUUUACGGACUGGCUGUACCCACAUUGGCUUCGUUUGGUCUCUGCACAAACUUCAUAAACGCCGUAGUUUUCAUGAGACCCAAGAUGACACCCUCGUCCUUCAGCUACCUGGCUGCCCUCUCCUGGAUGGACUGCAUCUCCUGCUUCCUCAUAACCAUGACUGCCUUGUCCAGAAGCUAUUUUUACUCCAGUCCUUCAUGGAUCGAAUAUGAUUACAAAUGGCAGACGCCACUUUUUGGCAUCAGCACGGGAGCAGCCAAUCUUAUCUUGGCCUGCUUGAGCUUGGAUCGAUUCACCUACCUGUCCAGUAUAAAGAAAACCAACGGAGCUCCACGAUUUUGUCGGCGCAAGGUGGCUCGUUAUAUGAUUGCCACAGUGAUUACGAUAUCCGUGGUGGUUAAUAUGCCUUAUUUUUUUGUUUUCUACGUCGAUGGAGAUGGAACUUGCCAUGUCACGCAGUUCUAUUUUUCCUUUUUUUAUAAAGUUCAAAACUGGUUUACCUUUGUCCUGUUGGCCCUAAUGCCUGCCAUAUUCUUGGUUAUUGGCAACAUGGCCAUCAUCAUAGCCUUUCGCAAAUGGACGAAGCAGAGCCAGAGAUGUCACCAAUCGGGUGGAAAUAAUGCCAAUUCUCUCACCACUUCCAAGCGCUAUCAGCAUCAAAUGAAACUAACCAUAAGUAUUGUAAUAGUGAUUACACUUUACUUGAUUGGAGAACUUCCUGCUCACAUGACCUCCAGGAAGAGCUCCUUGAAUUUGAUAUUUGGCGGAGAUACCAACAAAGUAAAUGAGGGUUUGAUGGAGCAACUAGAGGUGAUAUGCAUCACCCUGAAUGCCCUGCAAUUGUCUCUGAAUAUUGUGGUCUACGCCGUCAUCAAUCCCUCCUUCAUGCCAGAGUUUUUCCUGUGCAUGAAGGGCACCUCGGACAUUUGUCUAGGAUUGUGCUGCAUCCGGCCAAUGCUUCGGAGCUGGCAACGUUUCCUAGCCCAUCGACGUCAGCGGAUGCUGGCGGAGGAGCGAGGAGCUGUGGUCAGCAGUGUGUCACCCCAGCAUCUGCCGGCGGAUGAGGCUCCCCAAUGCGGGUGUGAGAGUUGGGCCAGUGAUUCCGGGUGCAGGAACGAUGCUCAUUGCAAGGCUAUCGGCACGUUCACUAUGGUCAAGGAGGAGGAGGCAGAGGGACACCACUGCCGACAGGAACCGGAGGUUUUCACCACUAGAUCCAGCGCCUGUCUACACACCAAAGACACUGCUUCGGAUGAGGAGUCCAUCUUUAGUUCUAGCUUCAUUAUAAUUACUUAA
Drosophila bipectinata is the source of this 1536-nucleotide messenger RNA. Its product is annotated as putative G-protein coupled receptor F59B2.13. The record is from RefSeq and is a predicted model, not a curated record. Gene Ontology annotation, cellular component: membrane. Gene Ontology annotation, biological process: G protein-coupled receptor signaling pathway. Gene Ontology annotation, molecular function: G protein-coupled receptor activity. Lineage: Eukaryota; Metazoa; Arthropoda; Insecta; Diptera; Drosophilidae.